UGAGUGGGCUAUCAGCUUGACUGCAGGUUUCCUAAAGGCAUGCGCAAUUGCAGCCUGUUAUUUAAGUUGUGGAGCAGUCUUGAAGUGAGGUGUGGUGAUUUUACGUAAAGAUGAUAACUCUGGUGUUUACCAGCGUUAUAGCAGCACUACUGGCUCUUCUUCUCUACCAAAGCGUGACCUAUCGCUACUUCUGGGUGGAUCUGAUUUAUUACUUGAAACUUCGGAGGUACAGAAAGACAUUGCAGGCUCGUAUGCAGCAAGGGAUCAUCACAUACCUCGACUGUUUUCUCUACCAGGCGAGGAAUAACCCGAACAAACCCUUCGUUAUCUUCGAAAACCAGACUCUGACAUACCAGGAAGUGGACAGGAGAAGUAAUCAGUUUGCGAACGCGUUCAGAACGGAUGGCUCUUUGAAACAAGGAGACAUUGUUGCUCUGUUGAUGUUCAACGAAUCAGACUUUAUUUGUGUGUGGCUGGGACUGUGUAAACUGGGCUGUGAAGUCGCCUUUCUCAACGUCAACAUUAAAACCAAAUCUCUGCUUCACUGCUUUCAGAGUUGUGGGGCCAAGACACUUGUUGUUGGCGCAGAUUUGGUGUGUUUGGUGGAGGAGGUGCUGCCUGAUCUGAAGAGGGACAACGUGGCUGUGUGGGUGGUGGAUCACACAUCACCCUCCAAGGAUUUAAGCAGUUUACUAGAUAAGGUGGAACACAUGUCUGGAGAAACCUUAAGUGACCUUCCUAAAGUUGACUUCAUGUCAAACUUUCUCUACAUUUUUACUUCAGGCACCACAGGUCUCUCCAAGGCAGCCCGUGUCGGUCAUCUGAAAGCCAUUAUGAGUAUGGCCUUCUUUCAAAUGUGUGGAGCCACAUCUGAUGACAUCAUCUACAUCACUCUUCCUCUUUACCACAUGUCUGCUUCCUUGUUAGGGAUUGGAGGAUGCAUACACCUCGGUGCAACAUGUGUGUUAAAAAAGAAGUUUUCUGCCAGUCAAUUUUGGAAAGACUGUGUGAAAUACAAUGUGACUGUGGUGCAGUACAUAGGAGAGCUCUGUCGAUACCUGGUCAACCAUCCCACGGUUCCAGAGGAGAAAGCUCACAGUGUUCGGCUCGCAGCAGGAAGUGGUCUCAGGUCAGAUGUUUGGAAGGAGUUUGUCAAACGCUUUGGUAGGAUCAAGAUCAGAGAGGGUUAUGGGUUGACUGAGGCCAGCAUCGGCUUCCUCAACUACACAGAUGAGGUCGGACCGAUUGGGAGGGCGAGCUAUUUCAACAAGCUUUCUAUGCCGUUUGAGCUCCUGACAUAUGAUCCACAAACAUAUGAGCCAGUCCGAACAGACUCUGGAAGAUGCAUGCGAGCCAAAAUAGGAGAGGCAGGGAUCCUGGUAGCUCCUCUGACAGCUAUGAACCAGUUCCUGGGCUACGCUGGGAACAAGGUCCAGUCUGAGAAGAAGCUGCUCAGGGAUGUGUUCAAAGCUGGGGACAUCUAUUUCAACACUGGAGACCUCUUGCUCCACGAUCAGAGGGACUUUCUUUACUUCCGUGACCGUAUCGGAGACACCUUCAGGUGGAAAGGAGAGAAUGUUUCCACCACAGAGGUGUCAGAGGCUUUGGGUCUUCUUGAUUUUAUCCAGGAGGCCAACGUCUACGGAGUCACCAUACCAGGAUAUGAAGGUCGAGCAGGUAUGGCUGCUAUCGUCUUAAAACAGGAUCACAAAUUAAAUGGAACAAAACUCUACAACCAUUUAGUAAAAACACUUCCUGCAUAUGCUUGGCCAUGGUUUCUCAGAAUACAGACCUCUCUGGAUGUGACAGAGACCUUCAAGCAGCAAAAGGUGAAGCUGAUCCAGGAGGGUUUUAAUCCGGACGUCACCCAGGAUCCUCUGUAUUUCUUAGAUGUCUCUCAGAAGGACUAUAUUCUCCUGACUGUAUCUCUAUAUCAAGACAUUGUGUCUGGAAAGAUCAAUUUAUAAACGUUUUAGGACAAGUUAAUGCAGGAGUACUGACAGCGCCACAGUACAUCGAAAAAUAAGAUUAAGAUAAUCCAUGGUGUAGCCACAUUUCCAUUUGUCUGUAUUUAAAAUCCUGGUUUGUGAUCACUGCCACAGUGAGGGGUUCCCAACAUUUUUAAAUUGCAGCCCCUUAAAACAAAGCUGUCUCUACCCCUUUUCACAUUUUGCAUAUGUCAAUGAGUUGCAACAAAUAAACAUGUGGAGAGAAAGA
Messenger RNA from Siniperca chuatsi (mandarin fish), 2217 nucleotides. RefSeq names its product very long-chain acyl-CoA synthetase. The record is from RefSeq and is a predicted model, not a curated record. NCBI's taxonomy places the organism in Eukaryota, Metazoa, Chordata, Actinopteri, Centrarchiformes, Sinipercidae. Bases 111 to 1967 code for a protein of 618 amino acids. The transcript is spliced from 10 exons. Gene Ontology annotation, molecular function: long-chain fatty acid-CoA ligase activity; long-chain fatty acid transmembrane transporter activity.